This is a messenger RNA of Ylistrum balloti, 999 nucleotides long. RefSeq lists its product as uncharacterized. The record is from RefSeq and is a predicted model, not a curated record. The transcript has 2 exons. The coding region runs from base 1 to 999 and encodes 332 amino acids. NCBI's taxonomy places the organism in Eukaryota, Metazoa, Mollusca, Bivalvia, Pectinida, Pectinidae.
AUGUCGACAGGCAUUGUGAAUGGUGUCCAGAAACAGCGCUAUGCCGACAGAGAAGACUUCAUAGCGCUUGAUAAACAGUCCCUUAUAGAAUAUCACAAGUGGUCAAAUCAUGAUAAACAGUCCCUUAUAGAAUAUCACAAGAGGUCAAAGCUUGAUAAACAGUCCCAUAUAGAAUAUCACAAGAGGUCAAAGCUUGAUAAACAGUCCCUUGUAGAAUAUCACAAGAGGUCAAAGCUUGAUAAACAGUCCCUUAUAGAAUAUCACAAGAGGUCAAAGCUUGAUAAACAGUCCCAUAUAGAAUAUCACAAGAGGUCAAAGCUUGAUAAACAGUCCCUUGUAGAAUAUCACAAGAGGUCAAAGCUUGAUAAACAGUCCCUUAUAGAAUAUCACAAGAGGUCAAAGCUUGAUAAACAGUCCCUAGUAGAAUAUCACAAGAGGUCAAAGCUUGAUAAACAGUCCCAUAUAGAAUAUCACAAGAGGUCAAAGCUUGAUAAACAGUCCCAUAUAGAAUAUCACAAGAGGUCAAAGCUUGAUAAACAGUCCCAUAUAGAAUAUCACAAGAGGUCAAAGCUUGAUAAACAGUCCCUUAUAGAAUAUCACAAGAGGUCAAAGCUUGAUAAACAGUACCUAGUAGAAUAUCACAAGAGGUCAAAGCUUGAUAAACAGUCCCAUAUAGAAUAUCACAAGAGGUCAAAGCUUGAUAAACAGUCCCAUAUAGAAUAUCACAAGAGGUCAAAGCUUGAUAAACAGUCCCAUAUAGAAUAUCACAAGAGGUCAAAGCUUGAUAAACAGUCCCUUAUAGAAUAUCACAAGAGGUCAAAGCUUGAUAAACAGUCCCUAGUAGAAUAUCACAAGAGGUCAAAGCUUGAUAAACAGUCCCAUAUAGAAUAUCACAAGAGGUCAAAGCUUGAUAAACAGUCCCAUAUAGAAUAUCACAAGAGGUCAAAGCUUGAUAAACAGUCCCUUGUAGAAUAUCACAAGAGGUCAAAGCUUGAUUAA